CUCUUUUCUUUCCUCCAUUUUGAGAGACGCCGAGAGGCCGCUUGAAAGAUGCAGCUUUUUGUCAGAGGGCAGAGUCUGCACACCCUAGAGGUGUCCGGACAGGAGACUAUUUCCCAGAUCAAGGAUCAAAUCUCCUCUCUGGAGGGAAUCCCUUCUGAGGAUCAGGUUGUUGUCCUUGCUGGCUCCCCACUUUCUGAGGAACAUACCCUGCAGCAGUGCGGCGUAUGUGAUCUCAGCACCUUGGAUAUAGUUGCACGGCUGUUGGGAGGUAAAGUCCAUGGUUCUCUCGCUCGUGCCGGAAAAGUGCGAGGCCAAACUCCAAAGGUGGCCAAGCAAGAGAAGAAGAAAAAGAAGACUGGCCGGGCCAAGAGACGCAUGCAGUACAACAGGCGCUUUGUCAAUGUGGUACCCACCUUUGGCAAGAAGAAGGGACCUAAUGCCAACUCUUAAAUGAACAAAGUUAAAUAAACAUCUGAAGCUCA
Messenger RNA from Xenopus tropicalis (tropical clawed frog), 482 nucleotides. It is a transcript of the gene fau, whose product is annotated as Finkel-Biskis-Reilly murine sarcoma virus (FBR-MuSV) ubiquitously expressed. Gene Ontology annotation, biological process: translation. Lineage: Eukaryota; Metazoa; Chordata; Amphibia; Anura; Pipidae. Gene Ontology annotation, cellular component: ribosome. Gene Ontology annotation, molecular function: structural constituent of ribosome. The transcript has 5 exons. Bases 49 to 450 code for a protein of 133 amino acids. The record is from RefSeq and is marked provisional.